Nasonia vitripennis (jewel wasp) is the source of this 2252-nucleotide messenger RNA. RefSeq names its product troponin I (gene wupA). Lineage: Eukaryota; Metazoa; Arthropoda; Insecta; Hymenoptera; Pteromalidae. The record is from RefSeq and is a predicted model, not a curated record. The transcript has 9 exons. Gene Ontology annotation, cellular component: troponin complex. Gene Ontology annotation, biological process: muscle contraction. The coding region runs from base 1065 to 1709 and encodes 214 amino acids.
UCGGUUUUCCUAGCGGUCGGUUGAAAAUAAGUGCCUGGAAAUUGUUGAUUCUCAGAGUGUCUGAUGGAGCUUUGACGAAAGUGUUGUUGUAGAUAAUAUACCUAGGUGAAAUACACUUACUGGAUCGACGGGUGUAACGGUUUAGAUUUUACUGUGGAUUUGGACAGCUGUUGCUUUGUGAAAUUUUUUCGUGCUUCCCUUGAUCUCUGAACUCGACUUGUUUGUUAUUUCCUACGCGUGGGCAUUGUCUUCCAUGUUUAUCGAUUCCAAACCCUAUGUUAAAUUUUCAUCCGAUCUUCGAGAUGAAAAUCGGUGUAGUUGGGUAUAUCAGUUGCGUCAGUGAUUCGUCUAAUUUUAGUGUGAGAGUUGCAGCAGAGCAAUGAACACGGUUUAUAUUUAGCGGCUUGAGUAAAGAAACCUUCCGAUUGUUCAAAUUCUCCGCCCCCUACGACAGCUUUUCUCAGAGGCUUGCGAAAUUGCAUAAUUUGGCAGCGCAAGCUCCCGCGUCAGACAUCCUUCGACGCGAACAUCCGAUUCGUUUCGAUUGUUCCUCCGAUCUUCACGAAAAAGCCUCAUCUGCAACAGAAUGCCGCAUCGUCGUUUAAGAAAAAAAGAAAAGGCUCUCGCGGGAGGAGCUUUAAAAAGACAUCGCGGUCGCGCUCUCGCGUCGGCCCCAUUGCUUUUCCCCCCGAGAGACUAUUUUUGCGAGAGAGCGCCGGGUAUAUCGGCUUCCCCAGUUUUCCCGACACCGGAGCCGCGUCGCGCGAAUGCGUUGGCGUCCAGGCAACGAGCAUGACUUGGAAUGGCUGUGGAGCCGCGUUCGGCUCGCCCAAUUCUAUACUUAGAGACCCGCUGGCCGAUCGGCUCCCGUUCUUCGUUAUAAAUAUAAAAGUAGCGCGUGCGGAGUGGGUGAAGCUCUCGCUUGCUCUCUCCCUCUCUUUCGCUGGCUAGCACAUUUUUGUUAGCUGGAAGGCGAGCUUUUCGAUUGAUAUACCGAUGCUGAUCUAACGGUGUUGAGACUUUGUUUGAAAAUCGGUAGCAGCUUCUAACCAACAAACUUCAACAUGGCUGACGAUGAGGAAAAGAAGAGGAAGCAGGCUGAGACUGACAGGAAAAGGGCCGAAGUCCGUGCCCGUCUCGAAGAGGCGAGUAAGGCCAAGAAGGCAAAGAAGGGUUUCAUGACACCUGACCGCAAGAAGAAGCUCAGGCUCUUGUUGCGUAAGAAAGCCGCAGAGGAAUUGAAGAAGGAGCAGGAAAGGAAAGCUGCCGAGAGGAGGCGCAUCAUCGAAGAGCGAUGCGGAAAGCCCAAGAACGUUGACGACGUUAAUGAAGCCGAAUUGAAGCGGAUUUGUGCGCAGUAUCAUGAGCGCGUCUACAUUUGUGAGGGUCAGAAGUGGGAUUUGGAGCGUGAAGUUCGGAAAAGAGACUACGAGAUCGCAGAUUUGAACAGCCAGGUUAACGACCUCCGAGGCAAAUUCAUGAAGCCAACACUGAAGAAGGUCUCCAAGUACGAGAACAAAUUUGCUAAGCUUCAAAAGAAGGCAGCCGAAUUCAACUUCCGUAACCAACUCAAGCAAGUUAAGAAGAAGGAAUUCACCCUGGAGGAGGAAGACAAAGAGAAUGCUGCGAAAGAUAAGAAGAAACCCGAAUGGUCGAAGAAGGGAGAAGAAAAGAAGGUAAAAGAAGAAGAGGCUGCAGUUGAAGCAUGAGAAUUGGGAUUCCGAUAAUAAUACACGUUCAUAUUGUACACCGACCUAUCCAAUAAUCUCAACGAUGGACCUACAGUCACUUUUUUUUUAUUACUGCACGACAUUACCCUUUCCUUUACUGUUUCAAAUAUGUUAAAAUACAUUUUACUUUUUAAGAUAUUCCAAAAUACAAAACUUUACACAUACACGAUACACAUUAACUUUACAACCUACCACUAUCCUUCUUAACUGUUAUACCUAUGUGGAUGGUUUUAAAAAUGUUUAUAACAUUUUUAUACGUGAAUUUUUCCUGUAUUUAUUAUAUACCUAAAUUUUGAUUUUCAAAGAAUAAAUUUUCCUCAAUCUUUAAUAUUUCCAUAAAAAAAAUGUAAAUCCUUUAAUGCAAGUUCCUGCGAAUGAUAAUCAAAUGGAUUAAAGAUAAUAGUUUGACGAAUUUUAAACCUGCUUGCAAUUUUCUGAAGGGUAUACCUAUGAGAGGGAUUAUUUAAGUUUUAUUGUAAAAAAAAAAUUAAUGAAUAAUGCUUUGUGUAAAUGUUGUUAUCA